Molecule: messenger RNA, 714 nt
Organism: Fusarium venenatum
Lineage: Eukaryota; Fungi; Ascomycota; Sordariomycetes; Hypocreales; Nectriaceae
Source: RefSeq, a predicted model, not a curated record
AUGGCCACCAAAACUCCUCAUAUUCCUCAUAUACAUCUCCUCUGCAUGGAGGAACAAUUCAGCGACGCUUUUAACGUCGCCCGCAAAAGUCGCAAGCUUCCCGACUCAAUCUCAAUCGAUAUUCACAAUUGCGCUCUAUCGCAGCUCUCAAGCAAAGUCAAAUUCGACACCGUCGUCUCACCUGCCAAUUCCUACGGCCGUCUCGACGGUGCUUUUGACGAUGCUAUAUCACGACAGUUUUCACCCCGCGAUGAUUACCAUGCCCUGACUGGGGUCGCACAAGCUCAGCUUUACAAAACAUGGCGCGGUUUCGCGCCACCUGGGACGUGUACCUUGGUAGAAAUCCCAAGGGAAUUUGAAGCGAGAUCACGAAAUGAGUUUGGGACACGUCGCGUUGCUAUUUGUCCGACGAUGCGUAUGCCUGCUGACGUGAGAUGGGACAAAGAGGUUAUCUAUGAGUGUAUCUGGAGCCUGCUUUGUGCAAUUGACAAUCACAAUCGUGAUGCGUCUGAAUAUGAUCAGAUUCAAAGUGUUCUUAUGACUCCGUUGGCAACAGGUGUAGGAAGGGUAAGUCCAGAGAAGUGGGCGUUGCAGACUGUUCUUGCUAUGAAGCAUUUCGUGGAGGCUUCUGAGAAUCCGGAGAAAUGGAGUUCUUUGCAAUGGGCUGGUCUCGGUAGAACUUGUGCAGAGACACAAUUGACUUGGACAAAAUAG